AUGGAUCAAAUCAAAGAUAGUGAACUUAAUUUAAGAAAUUCAUUUUGGUCACCAGAUUAUAUCACAGGGAUCGAAACAUUUUUGCAAGUAGUCAAGAUCGAUAACAAAUGCCUUUCAGAAGAAUUAGAUUUCUACAGAUCUGUAACUUUGAAUUGUUUCACACCACUUAUUGACAGUUUGGAAACUGUAUGCAACAAAGAAUACAAAUCAAAUGAUUCUCAAUCAUUAAGUAGAACUGUACUUAAUCAAUUUUGGCUAAGAAUAAAGAAUAGUGGAAUAUCGAAUAUAACUGAAACUUGUACUGUUCCAUUAUCUACACGUCUGAGCCAAAAUAAAUUAUAUUAUAAUGAGAUAGAAAAUGAAUUAAAUGAACAUUAUUUAGCCUAUCAAAAGACUUUUAAAUCGACUAAGGAAUCAUAUGUUGAAUGUGAAAUCUUAGCAGGUAGUAUUUUAAAGAGUUUAACACACUUACAAAAAAAUAAAAAAUCAGAACAAUCAGAUAGUAUCAACAACUCUUUUGAAACUACUACAACUGCUAUCACUGCACAAAAUACAAGAUCCGCCACAAAUAAGACUUUACAGUUUCAGAAUAUAAUAUACCCAUUCAAAUUAGAUGAUGUUUUGACUUUCAAUAAUGAACAUGAAUUAAAUCAGUUCCUAUCUUUAAUAAAAAGUCAACUUAUUUAUCAAAAGACUUUUACCUCAAUGCUAGGUUCAUUAAAUGAAUAUUUCAAAGGUAAUUCUUUAGUAGCAGUAUUGAAAAAAAUUAAUCCAAAACUAGACACGUCUUUGUAUAACCUAAUAAGAGUUAGUCAACUUCUAUUAAGUAAACAAUUUUUUCAAGAGUAUUAUCCAAUUAUUAGUAGAUCAUAUUUUAAUAAUAUUAAACUGAACUUUAAUAUGCACAAAAAUACCACAGAAUCGUCACCAACUUUUGAACUUGAAUCUUAUUAUAUAUGGAAUCCAUAUGUGUUUGAAAAUGAAACCUCUACGGAAAUUAUACCCUCUAAAAUACACAAAUCCUAUAGUGAUUUAAACAAAAAUACCAAUAUUAAAUUUGACACUUUUGCGCAUAGAAACAUAUCUACUUCUAUGGCUCUAUGGUUUAGAAAGAUAAACAAAACAGUCACUGGAUCCAACAUCAACAAUCCAUUAUUAACCCUGGAAGAAAUAAAUAAAAAACUUGUUCAAUUACAAGAGUACCAAAGUAAGUAUUUUGAACAAUAUAAAAGAUUACUAUACACAAGACUCCAGUUAGAGAAAACUUUCUUCACCCAUUGCACAAAAUAUGCUGAAUAUAGAUUCAAAACAAAUCAACUAAUUCAAUCAGUUAACCAAAAUUUCCAAACAUAUAUAAACAAUAUUUCUGUUCCGGUAAAUAAUUUGUCUGAGAAUAAAAUUCCCACUAUAGUUCAAUUUAAUAAACAGUCAUAUUCACCUAUUGGUUUUUUUAAUCGUGAUAAUUCAUUACCCUAUACAAAAUGGUCAAUAAAUAUCGAUGAUAUAUCUUCGUAUGUUAUAUUGGAAUCAAUGUUUUCUUGUACUACAAUCACAGAUGAUGUCAUCAAUAGUAUUAGUCUAAUUAUCAAACAUAUAGAAAAGCAAAUAGAUAGUUCAAAUUUUGAUGGGGAACAAAUAUUUGAUUAUUGGAGAAGUGAUCUUGAUAUUGUUAGAGCAACUAAUUUAGAGAGAGAGUUCUUUACAGAAUUUCAGAACAUGACUUUCAAUCAUGAUAUUAAUACAAACACUACAAGAUUAAUCAUUGAACACUAUAGAAAUGGUUCCAAAUUUGUUUUAAAGGACUGGAUUGAUUUAAUAAAAUUAUUCCUGCUUGAAUUACCGGAUAGCCUAAUACCUAUGACAUUAAUAGAUGAAGUGUUAAAGAACGAGAAUAUUAAAUGGUUAAAUAUGAUUUCCACUCCUAAGCUCAGAUUGAUUGAGCUUAUUACCAUUCAUUUAAUGAAAUUUGGUGAUAUAGAUUCAUUAUUUUCUCUUCAAAAUGAUAUCCCUUUUAUACAAUAUUUCUUACGUAUACGUGGUAUAAACAAUGAUUUUAAUGAUAGAGUGAUUAGACUUUCUAGUAUUGUUUUAGAUUUAUUCAAAAAUCAUUUAUCAGGAUUAUCAAGUCUUAUCAAGACAAAACUAACUGAGUACCAAAAACGUGAAAAUGUAGUACCAACUAUUAAAGUAAAAGAUGAUCAAGGUAAUCUAAGCGAGAAUGAACCAGUGAAUGAAUCAUUAUUAUCUCCUCAAAAAAUCAUUCCUAAGAAAGAACUUUUGUAUAAACAUAAAAGAAGUAUUAGUAUGACGCUUUUAUCUUCAAGUUUCAAAACUCUAAAUUUUGAAAAUAAAAAUAAUUUUGAAGAAGAAGAUUUUAUACCUAUACCAUUUAAAACCAGUUCAACGAAAAGCUCCCCCUCAGAAUCACUAAACAAGGAAAAAAGAAAAAGUGGAGUCAGUUUAUUAUAUGCAUCUCAGGGUGAACAACAUUAA
Molecule: messenger RNA, 2493 nt
Organism: Arxiozyma heterogenica
Lineage: Eukaryota; Fungi; Ascomycota; Saccharomycetes; Saccharomycetales; Saccharomycetaceae
Gene: RGD3
Product: Rgd3p
Exons: 1
Coding region: 1-2493 (830 amino acids)
Source: RefSeq, a predicted model, not a curated record